Messenger RNA from Lasiosphaeria miniovina, 510 nucleotides. RefSeq lists its product as uncharacterized. Lineage: Eukaryota; Fungi; Ascomycota; Sordariomycetes; Sordariales; Lasiosphaeriaceae. The record is from RefSeq and is a predicted model, not a curated record. Bases 1 to 510 code for a protein of 169 amino acids. The transcript has 2 exons.
AUGGCCUCGAUGCGCAAGCUCAAUGUCCAAAGUUUUCCGCGCCCCCCCGUAGUGGAACGUGUCAUGCGGCACAUCCAGAUAAAGUGGCACGGCCAGCUUAUUGCGGAUUGUGCGCCCGGCGAUGCUUUCAUGGUCCUCGAGACCCAUCACCCGCCUGUAUACUACCUCCCUGCCAUCCAAGUCCGCCUACCGCUCGCGACCACCCCCCGUUCCACCUUUGACGAGCACAAGGGCGCUGCGACUUACUACUCUAUGAUGAGCCCAAUAAGUGCCGCCGAUACCGUCAUGAACCGAAUCUGGUCCUACAACGACCCGCCAAAGGAGUACGAAGCCAUCAAGGGCUAUCUCGCCUUCUCGCCCGGACCCUGGGAGUGCUAUGUCGACGGCGAGAGAGCCGGCGCGGCGCCAGGCGACUACCACGGCGGCUGGGUAACGAGCGACAUUGAGGGCAUAGUGACCGUGAGGGAACAACAGUGGCCACAGCAAUGGAGCCCUACCAUGUACGGUUGA